GGUAAUUUAUCCACCGUUAGAUGGGUCCGAGCAAACCGAUAAUGUGUUUUUAUAUUGACCCACAGUUCGAGCCCGAAUCCUCAGCGUUUGUUCGAUCCAACCUCACCUGCGAGAAACAAACCGACGUCGCCUUCCCAACUCUGCUGCCUCGUAGCGAUGGCGCCGAAACCGAUUGCCAGUCCCGUUCCAGACGCGUGGUACCCUUCCCUAUCGGUCUUCAUGCUCGCUAUUGGCCUCUUUGUCACCGCCUCGUUCUUUAUCUAUGAAGCAACCUCUUCCAGGCGAAACCGUAGUCUUACCAAGGAGCUUAUCACAGGAGCAGUGGCUUCUGUCUUCUUGGGUUUUGGGUCCUUGUUUUUGCUGCUUGCUUCGGGCGUUUAUGUCUAAUUUUUUAAUGUUGGACUGGAAAAAAUUUUGUCAAGCAGGAUUAGUUUUGCAUGGAGAUUGUGAAUUGACAUUGCUAGCUAGUUAAUUAUAUUUUGUGGUUUUUGGAAUGAUGACGAUUUCAAUCAAUUAUAUUGCUUAUGUUUUGUGUCA
Molecule: messenger RNA, 537 nt
Organism: Carya illinoinensis
Lineage: Eukaryota; Viridiplantae; Streptophyta; Magnoliopsida; Fagales; Juglandaceae
Product: transmembrane protein 258-like
Exons: 4
Coding region: 157-387 (76 amino acids)
Biological process (GO): protein N-linked glycosylation
Cellular component (GO): membrane-bounded organelle
Source: RefSeq, a predicted model, not a curated record